Messenger RNA from Helicoverpa armigera (cotton bollworm), 1453 nucleotides. RefSeq lists its product as uncharacterized. NCBI's taxonomy places the organism in Eukaryota, Metazoa, Arthropoda, Insecta, Lepidoptera, Noctuidae. The transcript has 2 exons. The coding region runs from base 1 to 1383 and encodes 460 amino acids. The record is from RefSeq and is a predicted model, not a curated record.
AUGUGUGCGAGGGAUGUGUACGAGGGAAGUGUGCGAGGAAUGUGUGUUGAGAAAGAUGUGUUGCGAGGUUUGCGCAUACUGUACCAGCCAGUCCAUAGACGGAGUUUGUUGGAAGUAGAAGUGCGCAAAAUAGAUAAUAAUAUGGAUAAUUGGAAAAAGAAAAUACUUUUAUAUUUAACAAUUUGUGAUGAAGAAAUGGAAGCAGAAGAUACGGAGUUUAUUAGUUCUAUAAUUUUGAGCAAUACAAGAACACACAGGUUUUGGAUACGUAACCAUAUUAAAUAUCAUCGAUUACAUGGAGAAUUCUUUACCUUUUUUCAUACGGCUGAUGAUGAAAUAUUCGAAAAUUCUUAUCGAGUAUCUAGAAGUAACUUUUAUGAGUUACACAAUUUGAUUGAGAACAUUAUCAAGAAAGAAGACACUCACUACAGAGAAUGCAUCAGCACCAAGGAAAAAUUGGCGGUAUGUUUAAAGUAUUUAUCCACGGGCUCGUCGUUCACACGAUUGGCAGAAAAUUUUAGGAUUGGAGUAGCAAGUGUGUCGAGAAUUGUGGCAGAAGUUUGUAAUGCUCUUUGGCUUGUUUUACAACCUCUUGUUAUUCCAAAACCUACCAAAGACGACUGGAAGCGAAUAGCAAAGGAUUUUCAAGAGCUAUGGCAGUUUAAAAAUUGUUUGGGGGCUCUAGACGGUAAACAUGUUUAUAUAAUGUGUCCUGCAAACACUGGGUCCUCUUUUUUUAAUUACAAACAAAGAUUUUCUAUAGUGCUUAUGUGCUUAGCUGACGCUAGGAGAAAGAUUAUAAUGGUUGAUGUGGGAUCCAUGGGAAGAUUUAGUGAUGCUGGAAUAUUUGAUGAUAGUGUUUUUGGAAAAUAUUUGAAAGAAAAAAGAUUGAAUCUUCCAGAACCUGAACCAUUAUAUGAAGGAGGUGAACCAGUACCAUUUGUAUUCAUUGGAGAUGAGGCUUUUCCUUUGAUGGAAAAUUUCAUGCGCCCAUAUCCGCGGGACCAGUUAGACCAACAGAAACGUAUAUUUAACUAUAGACUUUCGAGGGGGGCACGUCGCAUUGUAGAAGCUACAUUCGGUGUAUUGGCACGAAAGUGGUAUGUGUAUCGUAAAGACUUUGAAUGCAGAGUGGAAACGGUUGACAAAAUCGUAAAAGCCACAUGUGUAAUGCAUAAUUUUUUAAUUGAAAGACAAAGUAAUUAUUUGGAUUGCAUUGAUAACACAAAUACAAGUACUCUUGUAUCGGUUCCUAGCAUUUCCGUCGUCGUGUCAAGUGAUAGUUAUGAUGUAAGAGAGAAAUACUGCUCUUAUUUCAAUAAUCAAGGAAAAGUGUCAUGGCAAGAUACUCGUAUUUCGUCACGAAUUCAUCGCACACAAUAAAUACCCAAAUAUUGUAACUUGUAUUUUAAUAUACCUGAUUUUAAUACAUGAUUAUUACUUACCAUCUUUA